Messenger RNA from Ylistrum balloti, 2902 nucleotides. RefSeq lists its product as uncharacterized. The transcript has 11 exons. The record is from RefSeq and is a predicted model, not a curated record. Bases 202 to 1206 code for a protein of 334 amino acids. NCBI's taxonomy places the organism in Eukaryota, Metazoa, Mollusca, Bivalvia, Pectinida, Pectinidae.
GGAAAUCGGAAAUAGACACGGUGAUGAUGCGCGGGAAUGUAAACAAUGAUUCUGUGAAUUUACCCGAUAUCAAUGACUAGAUACAGUAUGACGUGGAACAGAACUCUUUUACAUCAAGAUUGAUUGUGUCAUUAGGAUAACAUACAUAUAGAAUGCAGACAGACUGUAUGUUUUGUUUACGCAACUAAUAUUGUUUACAUCAUGGAGAAGGCGUCCAGAGCUAUAAGAAGGAGCAGUGCCAAAUUAAUGUCCUUCGGAACCGGAAAUGCUGACCUGAGUGUCCUUAUGUCUGAAGUUAAGGACAUCAGAAGUAGUGCAAAGUCAUUUAUGGCAGCUCAAAAUCUUGCUUCCAAUGACAUGUUACGAUGGGCAGCAAACGAAGAGAACAGAGCCAUUCAGGAUGUAGUGAACCAAGCUGCUGAGUUGAGCACACAGUGGACAGAUGUACAGAGAGAUUUCAUAUAUCACCUGAAGGAGUAUAGACAGAUGUUUGAGAUGAUUAUGGAGGGAGAGAAGCACGUCAGUCAGGCAAAACAGAACCUGGCACUGUGUGAACAAAAAGAAGUUAAGAUCAGGAAGGAGUUAAAGAAGGCCGCCAGGAGAGCUUCAGCACCAGAAAUUAGUAUGUUGGAGGGCCGACUUAGCCAGGCUGAGCGUGCGAGAGAGGUAGCCGAAGUGGAAGUAAGUGAGAGAAUCCGUGAGAAUGAAGCUGUGAAGAUGAUACGUAUGAAGGAAGGGUUACUGAGGAUGUCGGAGGCGUAUAUGGAGCUCGGAAAUAAAUGUGCUAUGAUAUUUGAAGCACAACGGGACGUCGCUUUCCAGUUGCCAGAUGUCCAUGGGAAGGAAUUAGAGCAGGUGAAAUACUCAGGAGCUGCAGCCUCACAGCUGUAUGUCAAACAGGCCAAAGAAAAUGUGAAGAAGUACAAAAGGAAAUCCCAUCGACUAGACAAAGUGCCUCUCUCUGAUUUUGAACGACCAGGCUACUCCAGACCCAGUUGUGAGGAACCUCCCCCUCCAUACUACCCUAGUGAUGAGUUCCUGAACCAGACAGAAAUCAGCGACGAAAGCAGUGCUUACAGUCCAUCGACUGAAACUGAGAUACAAAGGCCUGGACACCGAAGGUCAUAUCCAAUGACAUCGCCUCGACAACUCACCGACCCAGAAGAGGAACUAAGCAGUUCUAUGGGGGCGUCUAAAUUGAGCUGAUAUGGUGCAGAGUUUGGACAAAAAGUGUUAUUUUAUAUGGUGCCAGUUAUUGUAGAGCACAAACAUUUUCCAUAAGACAACUAACUCUGAAUAACCAGAAGACCCAGGGUAAUGAUGUUUACCCAGAAAUAUAUUUUUAGCUCACAUGACCUUAAGGGACAUGUGAGCUUAUACUGUGAUGUGGUUAGAAUCAUGAUAUUCGGCUUUCAAGGAUGGAGCCCAUGAGCAGUAGUGAAUACUUUGUGAGUGACGUGCUGCUGGCGAGUUGGGCUUGCAAUGGAUACCUAUUUAUUUCUUAUCUGUGUAUGGAUUUUUAUUUAUGAAAUAAUCGUUUGUUUUAUAUGUCUUAUCUACGUUAUAUAUAUUGAAUCUUUUUCCUAUAGAUUAGGAGAUGUGUCUUAAUAAGUUUACGAUGAAUUGAAGAUGUUUUUCUCUCUGAUCAUAUGUACGGAUUUUAAUUUUAAUGAUGCUAAUUUUAGAAUUGAUGUCAGGAGGCGAAUAUUCGACAGCAAAACACUGUAGAUUGUGGAUGAAUAAAAAAUACCAUUUGAUUUGGGAUAUUUGUACAAUAUGGGUGUUGUGUAUAAUUCAACACCUUGUUUUGUUGUUUUAAAAGUAUAACACGUAUGUACAUUAUACAUUAUUUUUAUACCCCAAAGAUCAUAGAUUGUUUUUGGUCCGUCUGUUGAUAAAUUUUUUUUAAAUCUCACUUGGCCCAUCUUCUGUCCAUAUGUCAACUUUUCCUACAAAUAACUGCUUUUUCAAAUGCUGCUCCUGCUGUCUGAAUAAAUGGAUUUUUACCCUAAUUUGGUCUGAAGCGUUCUCUGGUGAAGGGAAAUGAAUUUUGUAUAAGCGGUGAGUCUGGUCCCCUUGGAUAAGGUGGGACGGGGCCCAAUAUGGGAAAUGGAGCAAAUUCUUUAAAAUUCUGCUCAUCAUUAAGGAAUGAUUGGUUUUUGACCUGAUUUCUCUUAUGUAAGACGUUAGUCUCUAUCCCCAGUAUCCCCAUUUGUCCGGCAUUGUGUAUGGUAAACUUUUAACAUUUUCCACUUUUUCUGGAAAUCUGCGCUGAUUUCAGUGAAAUUUUACAAAAGCCAUCCAUAGCUUAAAGUGCGCCAAAAUUAUAAAUCAUAUAUUCCCCAACCCCAAGGGGCCUGAGGGACAGGGCCUAAAAGUGUCAGAUUGAUUGAAACUUCAAAAAUAUUCUUCUCAAAUCCCAGGUAUUGUAGAAAUUGAAUACUCUUCAUGGAUGGAAAGACUUUCACAGACUUAACCAUAUUGAAAAUUUCAUGACCCUCCCUUGGAGGUAGUAUACUUUACUAAAGUUAAUAUAGAAAAAUUACAUUUCUGAGCAUAAUUUCUUUUUACUUUCAAUAAAAUCAUUUCUAUGACAUUGCAAGAGCAUUGUAACUCAGGUGAGUGUUAACACCCUUUGGGCCUCUUGUUUGUCUUACAGUGUCCUAUUGAUCUGAUAAGUUUUAUCUAUGAUAUUCAUAUUAAAUCUUUUUCCUAUAGAUUAGGAGAUGUGUUUUAAUAAGGUUACGAUGAAAUGAAGAUGUUUUUAUCUCUGAUCAUAUGUACGGAUCAGUCUUAAUGAUGCUAAUUUUAGAAUUGAUGUCAGGAGGCGAAUAUUGGAUAAUAAAACAUUGUAGAUUGUGGAUGAAUAAAAAAUACCAUUUGAUUUGGGAUAUUCAUACAA